This is a messenger RNA of Dentiscutata heterogama, 204 nucleotides long. NCBI's taxonomy places the organism in Eukaryota, Fungi, Glomeromycota, Glomeromycetes, Diversisporales, Gigasporaceae. The record is from the annotation of a GenBank genome assembly.
AUGACACUAAUUCAUACGAACAUAAAUGAAUUACCUCAGAUCGUCCAAGAACUUCGAAAAUCUUUCCGUUCUAACUUAACGGAGCCUUUAAGCUAUAGAAAAAAGCAAUUAAGAAAUUUGUAUCGUAUGUUUGAUGAAAAUGAGCAAGCAAUUUAUGAUGCUUUGUACAAAGACCUUCUAAACAAAAACAUGAGGCUUUCGCGG